Dacryopinax primogenitus is the source of this 486-nucleotide messenger RNA. RefSeq lists its product as uncharacterized. The transcript has a single exon. The coding region runs from base 1 to 486 and encodes 161 amino acids. NCBI's taxonomy places the organism in Eukaryota, Fungi, Basidiomycota, Dacrymycetes, Dacrymycetales, Dacrymycetaceae. The record is from RefSeq and is a predicted model, not a curated record.
AUGCCACCCUCAAAUGCUUUUUCAGAUGCAAAUAAGAGCUCCAUUCUGGCCUGGGUCGAAAUUUGCCACGAGAAUCCUGGAUUUCAUCAUCCUCCUGUUCCUCAGGGGCUGGAUGAGGCGACCAGUGAGCUCACGCAACCAUGGCACUGUCCGACAACAAUAAUACGCUCCGAAUUCGACGACCAGUUUUGGGGUGGUGCCCAUGUGCUCCGGAGGGGCUUUGAGCUCCAGAACGAACCUAUCCUCGUCGGCUACACGCCAGCGGUCCCGUCGUACCUUGUCCUGUUCUACGUGAGUGAUUGCCACCUCGCAUCUAUCGAGGAUGGCUCGGAAGGAUCGGAUGACGUGCAGCUUCAGUAUCCUUUCAGGCUGCUGCCAUGCAUCCUGCCCUCCUCGGAGAAGGAGCUUCCCGAUAUCGGGUGGAGUAUGGAUCAUCUUGGACGCAUUAACACAGCAUCUGGGCCGAUAAGUUCAGAUGUGUCGUGA